ACAAUCCACCCAGGAUAAACACCUCUGCGGGAGUGGAGCUCUGACAUAGUGAAAGAUGCAAUUUCUGACUACCCAUGACUGCACCGAGUCAUGGGGGGCAAGAACAGGAUUGAGCAUGGACAGCCAGUGGUGGGACAGGACUGGGGAGCUCCUGGUGAUCUGGGCACUUUCUCCUUCAUGUCACUGACCUGCCAGGAGCCGCUUUAGGACAUGGAUCCCAAAGGAGCAAGAGGUACCAGGAAGCACCGCUGAUCUGCACAGACCCCUCUGCCUGCUGCUGCCCCACAGGGAACAGGGAGCUGCUGAGGAGUGGUGUGGUCUAUUCCUGGAUUCUCCAAGCACUGACUGCCCAUCCACUCUGACCACAGCCAGGAGCCACAUCCCACUGCCUGCCCAGUGUCCAUCCAUGGAGGUGACCACCGUGUCCCCACCUCCUCUCUCACCCACUGAAGGAGACGAUCUGUGUGAUAUUGAUGUCACUGACGUGGCUGUAGACAGUGUGACACUGCUCAUCUGCCUGUGUGGGCUGGCCGGGAAUGGGGCUGUCCUCUGCCUUCUCCAAAGGAACCCCACCACCUGUUACAUCAUCAACCUGGCCUUCGCCAACUUCUCCUUCCUCCACUUCGCCGUCCCCUCCACCCUGCUCUACCUGCUGGAGGAUGUGUCCUGCUCCACAGUCGUGCCCCUGGUGUUCCUGAGGGCGCUUUUCCCACUCCUGCUCUUCUCCUACAACCUGGGGCUGUACCUGCUGACAGCCAUCACCAUCGAGAGGUGCACAUCCAUCCUCUGUCCACUCUGGUACCGCUGCCGCCGUCCCCAGCGCCUCUCAUGGGUGGUGUGUGCCCUGCUCUGGGCCCUCUCCAUCGCUGUCAUUGUCACCAUGACUGCCCUGUGCCACUCACAGGACCACGAGCACUGCCAGGUGUCUCUCAUCACCAUGUAUGCCCUCAACCUCUUCCUCUUUGCCCCAGCCAUGGCCAUUUCCAGCUCAAUUCUCUUCAUUAAGGUCAAGUGUAUCUCCCAGCAGCAGCAACCCAAGAGACUCAACAUUGUUAUUUUCCUCGUUGUGCUCUUCUUCCUCCUCUUUGCUCUCCCACUCAGCCUCUCCAAUUUCCUGCAGCAGCUCGGUUACAUCGCUGUGCCCUCCCAGGUGGUUUUCCUGCUCACCUGCAUCCACAGCACCAUCAACCCCUUCAUCUACUUCUUGGUGGGGAGGUGCAGGAGGCCCUGCUCCGUGGGAUCCCUCCGGCUCUCCCUCCAGAGGAUCUUUGAGGAGCCAGAAGAAAAUACUGCCCACAGUGAUGAUCCUGCCAUGGACACAGCCUUUCCAGCCUGUUGAUCCCUUCCCUGCUCUGCUGAAGGACCUUGGCAGAGUGGCUGAGGAUUUCCUUGAGUCACUUGAUUAAUAAAUAUCCAUGGGAUCACCCUCCCCGUUGUGCUGUAAUCCUGCAGGAGAAGGGAGCAGGGGCAGUGACAAGGGCCAUGUGGGAGGGAUGCUCUGUGGGGAGCACAUUGGAGCAGGGCUUUGCUCCUCCCUCACGGGUCUUUUCCAAUACGGCUGUGAUCCCAAAAUUCCCCCUGGCACCUGGUUCCUGCAUUCCAAUGGGAUGUGACAUCAAUAAACAGCACCGUGAACCCUGAGCCGCCUUUGCCCCCUCUGCCAGCGCCUCCCGGCUUCCUCUGCCUCCUGCUGCCAGCCGGGAAUGUGGCUGGAGGGAGGGGACACACACAGGGCUU
Pyrgilauda ruficollis (rufous-necked snowfinch) is the source of this 1737-nucleotide messenger RNA. Its product is annotated as mas-related G-protein coupled receptor member H-like. The coding region runs from base 407 to 1339 and encodes 310 amino acids. Gene Ontology annotation, molecular function: G protein-coupled receptor activity. Gene Ontology annotation, cellular component: membrane. Lineage: Eukaryota; Metazoa; Chordata; Aves; Passeriformes; Passeridae. The transcript is spliced from 2 exons. Gene Ontology annotation, biological process: G protein-coupled receptor signaling pathway. The record is from RefSeq and is a predicted model, not a curated record.